ACUCAAGCGUGGUAGUUCCUCUUCUGUGGAAAGGGAGUUCUUAUGCUGCUCCCCAGCUUCUGUGGGGCUUGCUCCCUGUAGGCUCUCUUUCACUGCCUUCCUUCUCUCUUCACCCACAGGAGCCCAGAAACCCUCCAGAGAUGCUGCUGCUGCUGCUGCUGCUGCUGCUGGCCUUGCUGUGGGCCGGGUCCCUGGCUCAGCAUCCAGGAUUCCAGCUGCGAGUGCAGGGGUCCGUGACGGUGCAGGAGGGCCUGUGUGUCUCCGUGCCCUGCAAUAUGUCCUACCCCCAGGAAGGCUGGAGUGAGUCUGACCCAGCUUAUGGCUUCUGGUUCCAGGAAGGGGCCAAGUCAGGAGAGGAUGAUCCUGUGGCCACAAACAACCCCAGUCAUAAAGUCAUGAUGGAGACUAGGGACCGAUUCCACCUCAUUGGAGACAUCCGGACUUACAGCUGCUCCCUGCACAUCAGAGAGGCACAGAGAAGAGACACAGGGAGAUACUUCUUUAGGGUGGAGAGAGGAUCCUAUGUCAAAUACAGUUACAAAGAGAACCCACUCUCAGUACAUGUGACAGCUCUGUCACAGACACCGGACAUCCAUUUCCAGGGGUUCCUAGAAUCGGGGCGCCCCAAGAACAUUACCUGCAUGGUGCCGUGGGCCUGUGAGAGAGGCACACUACCCAAAUUCUACUGGAUCGGGGUCAAUGUUACCUCCCUGGUUUCCAGAACUUUCAACUCCUCAGUGGUCACCCUCACACCAAGGCCUGACAACCACGGCACCAAACUCACCUGUCGAGUGACCUUCCCUGGGGCUGAUGUGAGCACCGAGAGGACCAUCCAGCUCACUGUGUAUGCUCCACAGAACCUGACUGUUCAUGUCUUCUGGGGAAACAGCACAGUCCCAGAGGUCCUGGGCAAUGCCACCUCCCUGCAAGUCCAGGAGGGCCAGUCCCUGCGCUUGGUCUGUGAGACAGAUGGCAACCCCCCAGGGAGGCUGAGCUGGUGGCGGGGGAGCCUGACUCUCAGCCCUUCCAAGCCCUUGGAGCCAGGGGUCCUGGAGCUGCCCCAGGUGGUCGUGGCAGAUGCAGGGGAGUUCACCUGUCGAGCUCACCACCCACGGAUCUCCUACCACAUCUCCCUGAACCUAGUGGUGCAGGGACUCAGGGCAGGGGUGGUACUCGUGGCCAUCACAGAAGCAGCUGUCAAGACCCUGGUCCUUCUCCUCUGCCUCAUCAUCCUCAUAGUGAGGAUCUGCAUGAGGAAGUCGUCCCAGACUGCAGAAAAUGUGGAGGAUGAGAAUAUCAUCCUAGGCUGGCCCCACAGACCUCCAGACUGUGGUUCCAGAGACUGUCCACUACCAGCAAAGUACAAACACUGAUGGCUCCUCUCCAUGACCAGAGGCCCAGGUGGAAAUGACACAGGCUGGAUCUGAAGACUUGGCAUGGUCCAUCCCCAGCUGAAUGCUGCACAAGAUUCUACCAUGUCUGUGAAUGUCACACCAUGUCCACACCCAGCUGGACCAGGGCCUUGGUGACUCUGAGACUUUGCAUGUGCAGUUUCUUGGGCUGAAAUGCUCUUCCUUCCCCAUUCCUACUUCUGCAAGUCCUGAUUCUCCCUCACUGUGAGUCAAGCCACUGUGUGUGUCAUUGUACAUUUCUGAGCAGAGUGACAUUCACUCAUUUAUUCAUAGACACAUUUAGGAAGCAUCACUGAACACCUAGUAUGUACUAGCAUUGUUGUAGAUCCCAGAGAUGCAUCAGAGAACACUGCUUCAAGAAUAUCCACCACCCAAAGACAUGAAAAGACACUUCUGAAAGCAAAUAUAAACAUGAGCUACAAGCGCAUAAAAAAAAAUUGGCCACCACCAUUAGUCAUUAGGGAAGUACCACUGAAAUCAACAAUUAACUAUGAUUUCACAGUCAUUACACAUAUCUCUGUAUUUUAAAAUGAGAAAUGACAAGUGUUGGCAACGAUGUAGACAAAUUGGAAUUUUCAUGCAUAGCUUCUAUGAGUGAAAAAUGGUGCAGGAUCAUGGAAAACCCUUUGGAAUUUCUGUCAAAAGGUGAACCCAAAGUUACCAUAUGACCCAGAACAUCCACUCCCAGGUAAAUGUUGAAGGGGUUGGACUUACAAACUCCAACAGGUACUUGCACUCCAUAGGGCAAGCAAUGUUAUUCAAAGUAAUGAUGGAACCCACCCUAGAGCCCAUCCUCAGAAGAAUUAAUGAAUUAAGGAGGCAUAUACGUACAGUAGAGUACUCUUCAGCAUUAAAAAGGAGCAAAUGAUAUUCUGACAUCUCUUUCAACAUGGAUUAACCCUUGAAAACAACAUAAUAAAUGAAAGAAAUAAGACACAGAAGAACAAAUGUUUCAUGACUCUUCUCAUAUGAGCAAAGAAUAGGAAAACUCACCAAAAGAAGAAGGUUGGUUGGUUGGAUCUAAGGGAGGGGAACAGGGAGUUAUUUCUUCAACAUUUUUUUAUUGUUCAAGUACAGUUUUCUGCCUUUCUCCCCACCCCUCCCCACCACCCCACCCCUCCCUAUCUCCCUCUCCUGUUUCCACCCCCCUUUGUUAUUGUUCAUGUAUCUUUUAGGGUACUGGGAGUUAUUGUGUAACUGUGCAGAGUUUCUGUUUUGGAUGAUGACCAGUUCUGGAAAUAGAGAGUGGUGAUGGUUGCACAACAUUAUGAAUGUAAAUAAUGCCAUUGAAUCAUAUCCUAUAAAAUGUUAAAAAUGGAAAGUUUUAUUUUACGAAUAAUUUACCACAAUAAAAUUAUGGGAUUGAGAAGCUCUUAA
This is a messenger RNA of Phyllostomus hastatus (greater spear-nosed bat), 2789 nucleotides long. Its product is annotated as sialic acid-binding Ig-like lectin 13. The transcript has 8 exons. Gene Ontology annotation, cellular component: plasma membrane. The record is from RefSeq and is a predicted model, not a curated record. The coding region runs from base 141 to 1373 and encodes 410 amino acids. Lineage: Eukaryota; Metazoa; Chordata; Mammalia; Chiroptera; Phyllostomidae. Gene Ontology annotation, biological process: cell adhesion. Gene Ontology annotation, molecular function: sialic acid binding.